Molecule: messenger RNA, 324 nt
Organism: Cavenderia fasciculata
Lineage: Eukaryota; Evosea; Eumycetozoa; Acytosteliales; Cavenderiaceae
Exons: 2
Coding region: 1-324 (107 amino acids)
Molecular function (GO): protein binding
Source: RefSeq, a predicted model, not a curated record
AUGGAAAUAGCUUCUUAUAAUGGAUUCAUUGAUAUUGUAAAACUACUUUAUUUCAACCGUAGUGAAGGUGCAACUACAAUUGCUAUGGAUUGGGCAGCUGGAAAUAAUCAUUUCGAAAUUGUCAAAUUUUUACAUUUUAAUAGAAGUGAAGGAUGCACAAGUAAAGCUCUUCAAUCUGCUUGUACCAAAGGACAUUUUGAAAUGGCAUCUUUUCUAAUCAACGUCAGAAAAGAGAAAUGUGAUGAAGAAAUACUUCAAACAUUAUCAAUACAUGGACACGAUGAAGCUGUCAAGUUCAAGUGUAAAAUUUUAAAAAUGUCAUAA